This is a messenger RNA of Salvia miltiorrhiza (redroot sage), 764 nucleotides long. Its product is annotated as prefoldin subunit 6. Gene Ontology annotation, biological process: chaperone-mediated protein complex assembly; protein folding. Gene Ontology annotation, molecular function: protein-folding chaperone binding. Gene Ontology annotation, cellular component: cytoplasm; prefoldin complex. Lineage: Eukaryota; Viridiplantae; Streptophyta; Magnoliopsida; Lamiales; Lamiaceae. The transcript has 5 exons. Bases 158 to 541 code for a protein of 127 amino acids. The record is from RefSeq and is a predicted model, not a curated record.
AAUAUCAGAGGCCCAUUUCAAUUGCGAUGCACAAUUUCUUUGUUCAAACACUCGUGCUACUGCAUUGCACUACGUAGCUGGUCGAGAUCGGAUUUCCAGCGCCGUCGCUAGAAAAUUAAAGUAAUCGGAUUUUCUGGAGGCGCGAGGCGGCGGAGUGAUGGCCGCUAUCAAGGAGCUGACACGCGAUCUAGAGAACAAAGCCAACGAUUUCAGAAAACUUGAGAAAGAUAUUCAGAAGAACCAACAAGUAAAGAAGAAGUACACCAUUCAGCUCGGAGAAAACGAGCUUGUGCUCAAGGAACUGGAUCUGUUGAACGAGGACACGAAUGUGUACAAAUUGAUUGGUCCGGUGCUAGUGAAGCAGGAUUUGGCUGAGGCUAAUGCCAAUGUUCGGAAACGGAUAGAAUACAUCUCUGCCGAAUUGAAACGCUUAGAUGGUACUCUUCAAGAUUUACAAGAAAAGCUAAAUAGCAAGCAAGAAUCGAUUUCCAAGCUACAACAAAGAAUCCAGACUCUUCAGGCUGGAAAAGCAAAGGCCUAAUAUGCACGUGCAACCCCUGUAACUUGGUUGGCUUGAACAUAGACGUGGCCUCUUUAUUUCAAAAUUGCAGUUCAUCCAUUAAUAUUGUCAUUUUGUAGGUAAAUGAUGAGGACUUUAGUCGUUGUAUUAUCAACUUCAUAUAUAUUCCAUGUAACAUGUGAAAGUUGAAAACAUUGUUGAUGGAUGAUAUUGUGCUCAUAUGGAAUUCAUAGGGGUUGUAUCA